UUGCCACCGGUUGGUUUUCAGUCUGAGGAGAGCGCGGAAGAAAAAGGCAACAGGUUAGAAGGAGCAGAAAGUUGCCUGUUGUAUGUCGAUACGCCCAAAAGACUGCUGGAUUAUAAGGAUGCAGAAGAUGUUGCAGAGGUAGACCAUCGUUAUUGCUUUACACUUAAUUGGAGGCAGAAGUGAAAGAUGAUGAUCCCUGUCACAUGUAGAACAGGUCUUCAGGUGUUUUUUCUCCUACUAUUGGUGGGACAAACAAAUGGCAGAGUGACGGCACCAGCACGUUUAAAAGCACCAUUGGACAAGCCUUUCACACUCACCUGCACUGUUUCGAAGGAACGCAGUGAUUCCUUGAGGAAAGUCCUCUGGCUAGACACGCAGAACCAAACCCUGCUGACAUACGAGCCAGGAGACAAAGAGAGUAUAUUGGCACAACAGCAUGUGGAGCUCGCCUCCUCCUCAUCAAAGGAUACCUCAUCUAUCACCAUUCGCAGAGUGGGUUUCCGCGAUGAAGGCUGCUACACCUGCAUCUUUGAGCUAAAUCUUUCAGGCUCUAAGCAGGGGCAGACAUGCCUCACUGUUGAUGCUGAAGUUACAUCUGAUAAAAACACAACAGCAGUGAGCGGAAAGAAGGUUUCCCUGUCAUGCGCCUUCGGGUUGCCUGAAAAGGUACAACAGAUACUGUGGAAGCAUACUUCUGCUCAUGGCGAAUCAAAUGAGGUGGCCUCUUUUGCAAAGCAGAGCGAUCCUAUGAUCGAGCCACGUUAUCAGGGGAGGGCCUGGCUAUCGGCCUCCCUCUCACACAGUGAGCUUACAAUCCAGCCUGUUGCCAUUAAGGAUGAGGGUUGCUACACCUGCGUCUAUGAGACACAUUCUGAUGGAAUAAAGAGCUCUGUGAUCUGCCUCUCCACCUAUGGUAAAUAUCUUCUUUUAAGUUAA
Molecule: messenger RNA, 936 nt
Organism: Cyprinodon variegatus (sheepshead minnow)
Lineage: Eukaryota; Metazoa; Chordata; Actinopteri; Cyprinodontiformes; Cyprinodontidae
Product: neural cell adhesion molecule 1-like
Exons: 4
Coding region: 187-936 (249 amino acids)
Molecular function (GO): cell-cell adhesion mediator activity
Source: RefSeq, a predicted model, not a curated record